AUGUCGACUUUGAACUGGAACCUACGUGUGGUGGUCUGGGCUGUGAAGGCAAUCAGGCGACUUGCGAUGGACAAAUGUGCAGUGAGUGUCAAGGACUGUCACUCGGUGCUGCCUUUGACUGUGCCCAUGUCGGUGGACCCGUUAAAGUAUCCGAUAUCCGAUCCUGUCGGCGAUGAUGGACCUGUUUCUCCUACGGACAAUCUGGAUCGAUGGUACGUCGAUGAUGAUGCCGAGUUUCUCGCCCAAGUUGCCGAAAUGACGCUUCCCGAGGCAUCCAAGGCUGCUGGGAUUCCCAUUGGAGCUGCCGUUUCCGAUGGACUUGGUGGUAUGACAGACUACAUCCCAACUGAAUACUAG
Seminavis robusta is the source of this 357-nucleotide messenger RNA. Lineage: Eukaryota; Bacillariophyta; Bacillariophyceae; Naviculales; Naviculaceae. The record is from the annotation of a GenBank genome assembly.